Lymnaea stagnalis (great pond snail) is the source of this 12540-nucleotide messenger RNA. The record is from the annotation of a GenBank genome assembly. NCBI's taxonomy places the organism in Eukaryota, Metazoa, Mollusca, Gastropoda, Lymnaeidae.
UUCUGCUGAUCCAUAUUCCAUCAAGUUAAAUAAGAAAGAAUCCAACUGGACGUCAAUUGCUCCGGCUCACAGGUUCUACCUCAGUUUUGUAUGUUUUUUUAAAAAUUUGUUUGUAUGUUGUUUGUUAAAAAAAUUUAAAUAAUUAAUUAAUUUAUAUACAAUUAUUAAUAAAAGUGAUUGGCUUCUCGCUCAAAUAAAGUCCGACAGUAUAAAUAUAUUCCACCAGAUUUAACAUUUGGUAAAUUUGUUUAUUUUUAUUUUUUAUCAGUGGCAGUCCUCUCAAGCUUAUUUACUAAUGCAAGUCUAUUAGAAGCCAAGCUGAUUGCUUUCAUUGCCUUUAAAAAUGUAUCUGCGUUUGUAGGCCUCAUCAUAACGAUCAGCCAAGUGGCAUCUAAUUCAUUAAACCAUUUCACUGACCAAUAUAACUAAAUUUUGUUGCGCUUUGAAAGUUGAUUUCAAAUUGUCCCACCACUCAUGAAACAACUCAAUAGGACCUUAGCUUUUCAGACAUCUUUUUAUGGACAUUUUUUUAAAACCUCAGUUACAUGUGGAGGGGGUAGUUUAAUGUGUCCUAAUGUAUAAUAUACAUUUGUGUAUAUUUUUAAAAAUUAAUAUUCAUUUUUCAUUCCACUUUUAUGAAGAUUAUAUUCCUUAAAUGAUUUUGUUCCUAAUUUCUGGCUACUCAAAAUAUAUUAAUAUUUUCUUCAUCCUAACUGCCAUAUCAAUAGGUCAGCUACCUUGUAUUUCUUGGGUUGUAUGGAGUCAUGCUUGUCUCAGUCCUGAGUACAUACUCCUAUCAUUGGUUGGAGUGGCUGGUCUGGGCUUGGAUUGUCACUUUUCUACUGCAACUGAUAUACAUGGUACGAUGCACUGCUCACAGCUUAGUAUAAUAUUAGUCAUAAUUUUGUUAAUAUAGCACAACCCCUUCAAAUGAUUUACGUGGUAAGAUGCACUAAUCACAGUAUACCAAAGGACUUAGUUAUGAUUAUAAAGCAAAGCUUCUUCAUUAUUUAUUUUAAAAGUACUUGUCUGACCUGGGCUGUUCUAACAGUAACUGAGGCCACUGAAUGAAGUAAUAAUAUGAACUUAAUACAGCAUUCAACAAAUUCACAUGCUGCAUUUGGGGUCUGUGCGUGUAGACAACACUGCGUCUGGCCAUUAAUAUUGAUCUGGUCAAAAAAUCUUUAAUAUCCUCCUGUUCUCAGAAAAGAAUUCAAGUUAGCAAUUACCAUUUCAGGCUAUUGGAAGAAGAUUUUAGUUAGCCUCUGCAUAUUACAUUAAUCAGAUUUUCUUUUCCAAAUGCACCAAUAUAGCAUUUAGAAAUGAAAUGUAUACAGUUUGAAAUAAACCAAAUCAACACUUUGAUUUAAAAUUCAUUAUAACAGGUAUAAAAAAAAAACAAGAAUGCCUUUCCUGUUAUUUAAUUUUAAAUAACAAUUGUCAGUGAAUGAUAAAACCACACCUUUCUGAUUUAUGAACAAAAAAUGUAUAGAAACAUUGUCAUAUGAUAAGAUAUAUCAUAUAUUUUAUGCCAUUGACGCCAUAUAUUUUGUACAUACAAAUAAUAACUGAGUUUAUAAUUUGUUUUUCAGCGUCCAUUCAGCAAACCAGUGAAAGACAUCUUUGAUGUAAUAGAAGUUGUUUCAGUGGUUAUGUUUGUCUUGGCCUGGAUCUUCCGUGUGGCGGGCUACUACAGAUCCUACCUGCCAGCUCUGAUGGAGAUGUCCCGGCUCUUGUUUAGUCUGGACUACAUUGCAUUCUCACUGCGUCUCUUCAAGUAUCUCUACGCCAGCCGAUUCCUGGGACCUAUCGUUGCCAUGAUUCUUGGGAUGGUGAGUGAUUUUGUAAUUGUUAGUCGAAUGUUUCCCUGGGACCUUGUCAGGCAUCUGAAACACGUUGGUAAAUAUUUUAGUGAUCGUUUAGCAGCCAAAGAGCUGUUGAGACUAAAUUGGAUGUUUGCAGGUCAAUAAUACAUUGUUUGCAUUUUAAAACUCUUUCAAGGAUCCUUGAUUUAAAGGUGCUUAUUUAUAUGUAGAUAUAAAAACACUUUACUAUGUUUCUAGUUGGAAUUGAAUGAUUGUUAUUUAGGUAGCUUCUUUAUGACAUCAAAUAUUCAGGAACACACUCUCCACACACACAAAAAAGCCAUUUAGAAAUGAUAUAAGACAUUUUUGGCAUGAGAAAAAUCUAUUUUAAUGUGCUAAAUUUUUGGUACCGGUAGCUAUUAUUAUUUUUAAUUAAUGCUUAUGUAUCUUUCUUCUCCUUUUUUCUUUAUUUUUUUUCGUUUAUCAUACUUUGUGCUGUUUUGCUCUGCUUUAUAAAGGGAAGACCUGUCUUUUUUUGCUGUUCCUUUCAGUUUUUUGUUUUGGUUUUUUUCUUUUCAUUUAGUCAUGAAACCCUCAAGCCAGGAACACACACAAAUAAAAGCUAUUUGAAAUCAUGUAGCCUUGAUGCGGUUGCUGAUACAAGAACUGAAUAUUUUGUAUUUAUUAUAUUAUAUUCCCCUAUUUUUAUCUUGGCAGUUUUCUACCCUGGCCAAGUUCCUUGUCAUUAUUCUGAUCUGCUUCGUGGCCUAUGCCAUUUCAUCUGAGUCGGUGUUGUACCCCAAUGCUCAGAUCAACAUCAAACUGCUCUACUAUGUUUUUAGAAAAGCUUUCUGGGGAAUGUUUGGAGAACUGUUUCUUGAUGAGCUGGAAGAUCAAGGUAAAUUAGCAGUAUCCACCUUAAUCAUACUUUAAAAUUAUUUCUUUGUGUUCUGCCUGUUCAUGGCCUGUUAAGGCUUUGAGAUUUAACAUCGUAGGAUAAAAUGGGACCAACUAUGCAAAUAUUUUUGUAUUGCAUCGAAUGGCAAACUGGUUAAAUUUAAAAAUUGCCUGUCGGACUAUGUGAUUUUAAGGGUUUGUCCUUUCUCCUGUAACCAAAUAUAGCAUCUCUAUAAGUCGGAAUUAUUCCGAAGCAAAAUAAUUACAUACCUAUUAUUUAUAAUUAGGGUGUACAUAUUAAAGCUAAAUAUAAAUAUACUAAUUAAUUGGCACAAUAUGGUUUGGUAAUCAUGGAAAGCCUUGAAUAUGAUUUGAUAUUGAAUUGGCUUGUAAGUGGGUUAUACACCCUUCAGGCUUAUGAGUGGGUUAUACACCCUUCAGGCUUAUGAUUGGGUUAUGCACCCUUCAGGCAUAUGAGUGGGUUAUACACCUUUCAGGCUUAUGAGUGGGUUAUACACCUUUCAGGCCUUGUGAUUGGGUUAUACAACUUUCAGGCUUAUGAGUGGGUUAUACAUCUUUUAGGCUUAUGAGCGGGCUAUACACUUUAAGUACUUUUCCUCUCCAAAACUGGUGGUGUCCCCCUUGUGAAUGAAUAUUAUUUAUAAAGGGUUUAUACAUUAUGCAAAUCUUAAGCUAGAUAUUGUAAGAUUUGAUCAAUACCAUAUUAUUCAUAAUGCAUAGAUCUUUUUUUCAUAGCUUUUUAAAUGUCGGCCUGAAGGGUAAAAGUGAAAUUUUGUUAGUAAUAAUCAGUAUUAAAAACAUUUUCUUUUACUUCAUUUUUUUCAUGUCCUUCUUUUAAUUUUAAUAGUUUUGUAGCUUGGACCUGCUUUUUUUCCUUAAAUUUUCACAUAAUAAUCCAUGCCUGUCAUUUUUAUUGUAUUAAUAGGAUGCUGUUUCUCAUAUUUGUUGACAUGUUUGUAAUUAUGAAGGAUGUUGUAAAAUGUAUUUUGAUAGAUGUGUCCCUUAGGCUGUGCAGGGUAGAAGAAAUGCAUUUCAGGUCAGCGGGAAAUGCCUAGAUCCGGGUGGUCCAAGGAAAGUGCUACAGGUGUGACAAAGGUUUAAUGAGAGGUCAAGUGUUGUUUGUGUUCCCUUGUGAAUUAGCAAAGAAAUAACUUACACAUCAUUAGUCAGAAGAUGGAUGCGCCACCUUGUGGUUUUGUGCGUGGGAAGUACAGCGCUGCUACUGAACGCCUAUUCAGACAUGUGUCUGCUCUUACAAAAAGGAUAUGCCCCUGGAUGUCAGUUUUGCCAGACUGCUCUCAAAGGUUCUCAUGUUGCCAACUUGACGGCCCUUGAGAGUAAAUACCGCCAAGGUAUUAUUUUUUUUUUAAAAUAUAAUUUUAAUGAAUUUAUCUAUUCCUAAGCAUUUGUUAUUGUGCUUUCCUAGAAAGUUCCUGCACAGAUGACCCAACAAUUUACAAUGACUACUCUGGUGUGAGAUGUCCUUCGGAUUUUGGCAGAUAUUAUGUGCCAGCUGUUUUAGGGGCCUACAUCCUGGUGGUGCAAAUACUGCUCUUUAACUUACUGAUAGCCAUGUUCAAGUGAGUAUCAUUACGGUAGUCAGUAGCUACUGAUAGCCAUGCUCAAGUAAGUAUCAUUACAGUAGUCUGUAGCCUUUUAAUGUGUUUUUAUUUUAGGCUACUUGCCAUUUAAGAAAGUUUAUUUCAAUUUGUCUUUAAAUUUACCACAAGAUUUGUAUUACUACAGAGUGUAUGUGCUACACUGUAAAAGUGUAAUGUGUAAGGUAAAAUGUAACCAACAUUUAUCAUGUAUAACACUAUUCCCAUUGUGGACAAGAUAUUUCAGAGAUUUGGAUAUGUUAUUUAUUUUUAAUUCAAUUGAUAUGAUUAUCUUUUAAAGAGAUUCAAAUGCUUUAUGUUUAUAAACAGUUCUACAAUCAAGGAAAAAGAAGACAAAUCAUUGCUGAUCUGGCACUAUCAGAAGUUUCAGCUUACAAUGGAAUAUUCCAAGAUCAUCUUCCUGCAGCCACCUUUUGUUCUCAUCUCCUUGUACCUCAUCAUUAGGAGGUGCAUUAAGUGCUUUUCAAGUUAGUCCUGCAUCUCUGAAUCUUUAAAAAAGGAAUAUACUGAUUAAGAACAGAAUACUGAACUUAAGAAUAUAUGAAUUUUUAUUUAUGCCUGCGUAUUGUUUGUUAUAAACAAGUUUUUUUAAAUUGUGUAAGAUUAAGUACUUGAAAUAUUUAGAAAUUAUCUUAUCAUCGCAGAUCUCUUAAAAUUCUAUUUUUAUUCUAACCCCCAUCUCCAGGAAGUGAACAAAAAAAAUUAUCUUUAGAAUAUGCAGGUUUAGGAUACAUUGGCCAUUGGUAUUACACUUGCACUGCUGUUACAUAAGGAACAUUUUAUUUGACAUAACUCAUUCCUCAGAUGAAAAUCAAGAAAACAACUCACAAAAUCUGGAUGCAUUUGAAAAAAGUAUUGUGGAAUAUUUGAAGAGACAAAUUGAUGACGGAAAGUAAGAUAUGUUUUAAUAGUUUUAUAGACAAUAUAAAUUCUUAUACAACAAAAUCAUAAAGCCUCUAAAACUGGGCCAGCUACAACUCCAAAUUACACAGCAUAAAAACAUCCUUUUGUUUUAACAAAAUAACCACUCAUCCUACUAAUAUUAAUAAAAACCCCAGUGCUAUUUGCUUGAAACUCCACAAUCACACGAUCUGACUGAUAAUGGGAUAAUUUCUUAAGGACCCCAAUUAUCGCAUUAUAAUUUUGUUCCACUGUGCUUUCAUUUAGAAGGAAACAGAUUGGUAUUUUCUUUUUGUUUGUUCGGAACAGUUUUAUUGAAAUCAUUUUUUAAAUCAUUUUCAGAUUCUUUGAAAUGCUAGGAGAUUAUAGGCAAGCAGGUAUGUAUUGGAUUUAGUAUGACCAAGGUCUUUAUAUUUCAUUCGUAUUGAUAUGCCAUUACAUAAAGACAGUCAAAGGGUAGUGAUGAAUUGAAUUAAUUACACCUUCUGUUCAAGUUUUUACAUUGCAGCAAUUCAAAUAUGUUACAUUUCACUGACUCCAUCACAAAUACCUAAGACCAACUUCAUCAGGGUGAAUUCUUUCACUUAAAUUCAGGAUUGAAAGAUAUAAAAAGUUCUUUUGUUCUCCGGUCUGUGCAAACUUACACGUGUGCUCCCCCAGCUGUUAAAAAGUCUUAAUGAUCAGUAAUUAAGUCAUUGUAGUGACUAAAGGAGUGCAUUUAUGGCUGAUUUCUAUGCUAGAGAUGUCUCUUUAGAUGUCCUGAGUUUAAAUUAUUGUAAAUGUAAAAUAUUGUCUUGGUUCAAAUAAGUUUUUAUGUAUGUAGCUGUAAAUGAACAUGUCAGAUUUAAUUUUUAACAAUCCCAUUUAUUUGGAUCAAUAAAGAAUCUCAUCCUAUUUUUUAAAUGUUACUAAAUUUCUAUGCCAAAAUAUUAAAGUAAUUAUAAAACAUUCAUGAAGCCUUUCAAUAAUGCAUGCAAAUGAGAUUAAUUUUACUCAAAUUUAUAAAGAUAAAUACAAUAAAUUCCAAGUUCCAAUUGAAGUAGAAUGUUCAAAGUUAAUUAAAUAAACAGCUUGGCUUCAAAGUUUCAUUCGAUUGUUCAUAGAACCAUCUGGGCUUGAGGGUCAUCUGAGGCGGUUAAAUAAAUUCACUGUUGAACUUAACGUCUACACCAAGGAGAUUCAGAAUGUUAACAGGUAACCAGGAAUGAUUUUAUUGUACAAUAAACAAAUUGUUUGUUUGUUACAAAUGUUGGUUAUUAUGUCAGUAAGUUUUGAAAUUGAUUAGUUCAAAGUUUUAAUCUUUUAUAUUUUGCUCAGACAGCUUCUUAUGUGAUUCUGACAUAUUGGAAAAAUGAAAUUUAAAGCCUCUGUGCCCUUAACAAUCAUAAUUACAAUUUGCAUUAUUCUAACCAUAGGGUGAGUUAUAUCAGAAACUGCAGGCCAGAUUAUUCUGCACUCAUGAAAUUUUAAAAUAUUGAAUUUUCAUUGAAUGUACAAAAUGUAGUGUGUUUUUUUGCUUGUCUAACAAGAUAUGCUAGAUACAGUGGGUUCCCCCCGGGAUAUGACAAAAUCCAUGAAGUAGCAACCUUAUAUUUAAUGUAUUAUUUUAUAUUUUUAGGGCUUUAUAAACCCUCCAACACUCUUAUAAAACUUCCCACAAUCUUAUGAAUACCCCCUAUCCUCUUCAACAUUUUCUACACUCCUACACAUAUGUAAUUUUAAAAACAUAAAAUAAAUCUGUAUGGGUGAUUAUAUUAGAAAUUUGCAAGUAAUGACUCCGCAAUACAGUGAGCCUACUGUACAUGUCCUUAUCAUAAUUUCAGAGGCAUCACUGAGAUCAUGGGAAUAUUAAAGAACGAUCCAACAAGUAAGUUAACAAUGAAAUUUUUUUAUUUUUUUUAAAUUUCAAACAAAGCCAUUUUUUUUAAAAAAAAGGUAUUUGUUGUUAAAAUGUAAAAAUUCUAGCAAUAUCCUUUGUUAUAUUCAAUUAGGGACCAAUAAUAAAAAAAAAGGUGGAUGUCAAUACUUGGACUAUUUAUAUGUUAUGUUCACGGGAGGAUGGUGUUAAAUUUGGAUAUUUUUUUCUAGAGCAGCAUAUUUGGAGGAUGGGUCUCAUCAGGAUGUUUACAUACUUUUAUGCAGACAUUCUGCACAACAAUUAUCCUGAAAUUCUGACAGUACAUAAAUAGCCUAUUCUAUUUAUAUCAAUAUCACCAACUGUCACUAAACAAUCUGUGAAACCUUAUGAUACACAUGAUUUCCGUUUAUUUAUUGCCAUACAAAUAUCUCUUCAAAUUUUCAUAACUAUGGUCAUAGUUCAGCUUUACAUAUUCACAAAUGAACCCUCUAAAUAUUGCAACUGCAGCUUUCAGCCUAGUGACCAAUUUCCAUCUUGGUAUGCAUUCAUCCCAUUCGGGGUGUACUCAUUCAGAUGAAAAUAAAUGGGAGAAAACAUGGACAUAACUUUCAGCACAGUUUACCUCCACCUCUUUCAAUAGCCCCUUGUACAUCAUAGUUGAAAAUAAAUUGAAAUAAGCGUUUGUUUUUUUAAAAUGCAGGUGNAGGGGGGGGGGGGGGGGGGGGGGGGGGGAUAUCUCAUUUGAUGGGAAUGAAAACCUGAUUUUUCUUUUUGUUGUCAUAUAUACAGAUUUAAAUUCAGCAGUUGAAAGCAUUAUGCUUAUAUUUUUUUUUAAUUCCAUUUGAUGCAGUAUCACAAACUUAUACUUGUAAAUGCUUGCAAAGAUAAAUAAGUAAUAAAAAAAAAAUGUGUUAAAUAUUCUGUACUUUCAAAAAUUAGGAGACGAAAAUGUAAUGGUAUAAUAAAACUAGACAGACUCCUUGAGUUUCAGACCUUACCUUCAGUGUAAAAUGAGGGAAUUUAAUUAGGAAUUUGGGUAAAAUGAGUGUUGUAUGAGGUAUAUGUGGUUGUUUGAUUGAUAAAGGGGUUUUAUGUGGACAAGGGGAUUUAUAUGAGAAAUUGUGGAGAAUAUUGGACCUUCAGUCACUUCAGUCUUUGUAAGAUUAUAAAUUUCUGUCCAAUCUUUUUUUUAGUUCCAGAAGACUUUCCUGAAACCCAAGCACAGAGGAAUCCAGUUAUUAGAGGUAAAACUUUUUUAUUACAAUGUAUGUAUUCAUUUUCAAAUUUUCAGCACAUCUGUAAAUAUUCUUACAAAGACAAACGGUUUAAAACUAGAACAAUUUAACACAAGAAAUCUAAAGGCAUUACUCAAGCCCAAAAAUCAACAGUCAUAUGCCAUUGGCCUUCUCUCAAUAAUUGACAAUAUUGAUUUUAAUUUAGCGUGAUUAUUUAGAAUUUUAAACAGAUGAAGGAGCAUGCUACGAAAUUCUUACAGAUUUGGGAACAAAUUAAAUUUUUUUAUUUUUCAGUCCUUUACUUUAAAGGAAAGAAUUUGCUCUGAUUGAGUUUACCCUAGGUAUCUGAUAUGAAGAGGUUGGGAUGUAUCUGCCAAAAGUGUUUUUGAUUUUACAAACGGAUAUUGCUCAAGCUUUACAGAGUUCUUCAAGUGGAGAUGAUUUUGUUUGAGCCAUAUUACAUUCUCUCUUGACAAGUCUAAUUAAUCUGUGUUUGAUAAGAAGUGAGGCAGGGCCACAACAGCAGGAAGUACUGAAUUAUAGUAGGCUUUUAAAUGUUGCAGUGUACUAUUGGUUAAUAAUUUGUUUUUAAUUGUCAAAGUUGGUAGUUUUUUUUGUUUUUUUAAAAGUCUUUGUUUAAUUUUUUUUUACUUGGAAUUAGGCCGUGGACAUUUCAUGUUAGCUUACUAUUAAUGGUGACACCUUGGAAUUUACAUGGCAGUGUUUGCUCUAUGCUGUGAUUUUUAUGGUUAGAUCCACAAUUUGGUGAGCCGUACUUGCGAUAUGGACAUCCCUUUUGACUUGUUUUGUUUUUCUUUUUUUCUUUUUUUUUUAAAAACACAUUCAGUUAAAGAAAAUUUUCAUCACACCAGCUUCUAAAACUUGUAAAUAAGUUGCACUAUAUAAUUUCCCCUUCAGAUAUUAAGCCAUCAAUUGUGGUAUUGUUAACAGAUUUAUUGAUAUGAAUAGUGUCGCUUGGGCUCUGGAUAUGGGAAUAUAUAUAUCUCCUCAAAACAGGAGAAGGCACAACUUUGUGGUGCCACAUUUCUUAUUUCUCUAGUUAAUGAUAUAUGACCAUUCACUUUGACAAAGUGUGGGUGAUUUGAUAAAAAUUUCAGUAUCCAUGAUUGAAUAUUUAAAUUGACACUUGACAAAGAAAGAUUUUAAUCUUUAGGUGUUGUUGGAUAGAGUUAAAAGCUGAUGAAAAGUCAAAGAAAAUAAUAAUAUAUGAAAGCCUUUAAAGAAAGGGGAAAAAUAUUCUCUUAUAAGCGCUAGGUAGGAAAAAAUGGAACGUAAGUGUCGCCAGUAUAGUGUUUAAAAAAACAAAACAUUUUGCCAUCAUUGUGGAUAUGGUUUAUUGCACUCCAACGAUUGUAUAAUCAUUCAAGAUCAAUUAUAAUGAUAGAACAGCUUGAACAUUUUGAGAAACCAAGACUUUAUUAUACAAACAGAGUUAAGCAUAAUUAAAAUAAUGUGAAAACUGGCUCCACUUUAAAUACAGGUACUUAAGAACCACUGAUAUCAACUAUACCUUGAAUAUGCAUGACUUAGUGCUUUCUUGCACCAGCACAUGGUAAUUAUUUCAUAUCUCUGUUACCACCAUGGUAGCUUAAUAUGUUACACGCUUUUCCUUACUCUAUUAUUCACAUUCUAAAUCUGUUUGAGCAUUCCUUAUGGAGUCAGCGAAUGCAUUUUGCCGUGUUUGCACUUACAGAUGAUUCAAGAGGCAAUCCAAUUCUCAGGAAACAUGUUUUUCAACGCAAGCAAACAGUGAGAGGUAUGAAUAGUUUGAUAUCAUCAGAUAAUUAAGACAAUAUAUCCACAAAGCAGAGGGAUACUUUGUUUUAAGUGUUGUAAAGCAAUGACAAAAAUUCAACCCGUUGGUGUUAAUACUGAAUUCAUUAAUCAUUUUUCAGAUUUGGUGGAGUCGAUGACCCAUCGUCAGACAGGCUCGGGUUAUAAUCCACCAGCAUAUGAACAUCAGUUUUCAGGAGGUAAAAAUUCCAGCUAUAAAAAUGUUAUUCUAUGACUUUAAAAAACUCAAUAUGAUUUAGCACAGAGAAGAGGCUUUUAAAGUUAUUGUUUCAUUUCGUCUGGUUAUUAAUGAACUUCGAAAACUGAUGCCAUUUACCUAAAUUCAACUUAUUGUUUGUAUUUUGAUAACCAUUAUAAUUCUUAUAUGCAUUGCUUCUCCAGGCUCAAAUGAUUCUCAACCCAUUGUCCUCUACCCAGUACCACAAGGAGCAGUAACCAACAGAGGUAUUUAAAAUUAAUAAUAUGGUAGGGACUGCAUUCAAGCCAUGUGAAUUAAAUAGUAAGGAUAGGGUUUGUAAAACCCAGAAAAAUCACAAUCAAAAGGAAAUUUUACCAUAAAUCCUUCAUCAGCAAAAAAAAUCAAAGACAUGGGAGAAUAAAAUUACAACUUAGCAAAGUGGAAGCAAACCAGAAGUUAUUCAAAUUGAACAUGAAAGCCUUUUUUUUAAGGACACCUCUCUCUAAUAAUUUCUAAGAAAUUUUGGGAUGCUGUUGACAGGAAAUGGCAAAUUCAAAUAAAAAUUACAAGAAAAUAGUAGGUUAACAGGAGAGUACUGGAAAAAUAGGAUUUCAUUAAUUCCACAUGAUGAUAAGUUACCAAUAUUUUAUUCUCAAUUAAUAUCUAUACCUAUUUAAAUGCUGCAUAGGAAUUUGCCAAUCACAGUAAUAUUGUUAGUUUUGAUCCACUAUUUUAUUGAUCUACAUUUGUUCUUCUGAUUUGUUAGAAUGAUUUCAAUUAAUUUGAAUGUUAUAUCAUUACCUCUAAUACAAAUAUUAAAUAAAAUAAUUUCUUACCAGAUCCAGCUGAUGUUGAGCAUAUUAAAAUUUACCAAACUCCAAGAACCAACAUUCAAAACAAAGGUCUGUUAAUGUCUGUUCAAUAACAUUUUCAAAAGAGAUUUCACAAAUUUUCUCUUAAAUAUUUCAAAACAUUUUUUUUAAAUUGUGUUUUUUCUAUUAUUUUUUUUAAAGAUUUAACAAAUUAUAAAAUGCAUUUAUUUCUCAAAAUAUAUAUUUAAAGAAUUUGACUUUUGUGUUUUAUUUGAUAAUUAUGUACAAUUUUUUUUAAAUUUUGAUAAAUUGGAUUUGGUAACAGUUCAUUUUUUUAUUCAAUUUUUGCAACCCACCGUGUGAAAAUGUUUUUCAUUUUCAUGUUUUGGGCCUUAGAUGCAGUCCCAGGAAAUCUAGCGGCUGUUGAAAAGACCUUGAAGAGACAUGAUGUCAUGCAGUCUGCCAUGAAAGAUGAAAUGAGUGAGCUGAAGAAACUUCUGAAGGACUUGAAAGAUGGGCAGGACUUGGUCAAUGCCAAGAUGGAAAAUCUCCUUCAGAACCAAGCCAAUCAUUAAUGUAGUGUUCCUCACAUUAUCAUUUUGAAGAAACUUAAUACUUUUUAAAAAAUCUCAACUUUUAUCUAUGACUAUACACAAAAUAUGACAAAUUGUGUCUUUCAAUGCUUUUAUUGUUAGUCACUUAAAAAAAUUUGCUAAUGAAAUUUUACAGCUGAAUAUGAUGCGCAUAUAUGAACUGAUUUUCAUUUGGCCAGGCUGCGGACAAAAGAUUACAUUUUUCCUAUGUUUAUUUUUGUUAUUUGAGCACUUUACUUCUGCUGCCAGUUUUCUUGGCCUGUCAUACCUUCACCAGAUGUUUCAGCAGGCCACCCUUAAUUGGUUUCUCUCUCCCUCCGUGAGAAUGAGGGGUUGGGAUCUGAGAGAAUGGAAAGCUGUCAUUUCUUUUAAUACCAGCUGCAGUGGAUCCCUACUAUCCGGGUCCAUAAAAAAAUAAAAUUUGAUCAUGUUAGUAUGCUAAUUUGGAUUUUAGAAUAUUGUAAUACCAGCUGCAAUGGAACACCACUACCAUAUAUCAAGUUAAUUGGGGUUGAUAAAAUUGGGUCACUUUGAAAUCAGAGUCAUAUUACUAUCUGAACUUCCAAUAUUAUUUGCCAAAACCAUUGUUUUUUUGUUUUUUUCAAAGUAUGGAGAUGAGUGAUUUUGUUAAAAUUUCUUGAAUAUCUUGUGGUCAGUGUGAGCGAUUUGAUGUUGCAGUUGCAUUUUUUUUUUGGGCUGUUAGGAAUUGUUUUGUACAAGAACAUCCAUUUUUUAAAACGUGCUUGUAUGUUAUUAAGGGAGCCAUGCCACAGUUACAUUGUAUCCAAAUUUGUGAUUAGAUGGGGG